Sapajus apella (tufted capuchin) is the source of this 4053-nucleotide messenger RNA. It is a transcript of the gene ARRDC2, whose product is annotated as arrestin domain containing 2. The record is from RefSeq and is a predicted model, not a curated record. Gene Ontology annotation, biological process: protein transport. Lineage: Eukaryota; Metazoa; Chordata; Mammalia; Primates; Cebidae. The coding region runs from base 1689 to 2912 and encodes 407 amino acids. Gene Ontology annotation, cellular component: cytoplasm; plasma membrane. The transcript has 8 exons.
AAAAAAAAUUAAAAUUUUGUAAACGUUUAAGAAAAAAAAAAAAGAUCCUGGAGAGGUGAGGCCAGUGGGGCUGCUGUGUGACCUCGGGCAGGGGCCUGCCCCUCUCUGGGCCUCUGGGGUCCAUCUGUGAAAUGAAUUGAGGAAGGCGCUGGCUUAGUAGUCCCUUCAGGGUUACCUCAUCCGCUUCCCCCCCGGACUUAACAGCCUACUCUCUCCCGUCCAGGGUCCCCUGAGACCUGGCACAAGGUCCCUGGCUUUCAACUGCAAAGCUAGGCAGCCUUCCAGGCUGAUCACUGUGCCUCCAGCCCCUUCGUUCCUGUUCUGACCCUCAUCACGGGCUGCGAGUGCCCGUGUUUGUUUAUAACCGCCCCCCCCCCACACCCACACCCCUCACCGAGGUGCUGGAGGCCUGGUGUCUCCUGAGCCAGGUGCAGAAGAAGACACUCGGGGCAGGGGAUGGGUUCAGCGGCAGCGCAUUCCGCUGCCACAAGAGGGCGCCAGCGUCCCACAGGCGGCGCAGAGGCCGCUCCGCCGGAGAAAACUCCGCGCGGCUUUUCUUUUUAAAUUAGCCCAGCUGCUCCGGGGGCUAAGGCAGAAGAAUCGCUGGGAACUGAAGCCCAGCGAGAGGUCACGCCGUCCCGAGGGCACCCCGCAGCCGUUGACCUGCGGGCGCCCAAGCGUCCCUUGCACUCGGCUCCGUGGAGGGGCGGGGGCUGAGGAUGCCUGGAGCAGGCACAAGGGCUUGGGGGAAGGUCGGGUUUGCCAGAGGCUGAAAACGGGAAAGAACGUCAGGUCGUAGGUGCCGCCCGGGCAGAUGCACCGAGGCGCGACUGAGUGACGGUGUGUCCGGAGCAGGGCGAUGACCCGGGAGCGAGGCUCUUGGAGGGGUCCAGCUGGGGCUGCACGAUGAUCCCUGCACAACCUUCUCAAGUCAGGACUGAUUUUUAUUUUCUCCCGGCUCUAGAGAGGGGGAAACUGAGGUUCCAAGAGGUUGUUAUUUGCCCAGGACCAGCAGCUGAGCCGGGCUUGAAUCAGCGGAGGGUGCGGCAGGCACCGGUGUGGACGGCGGUCGGUCCCACCCACCUCCUCCUCGUCCCCCUUUGCAUACCGGGGGAAACAGGCCGGGAACAGUCAUAGGCUCUCGGGCCCUCAACGGGGGCGAGGGCCCCCUGCCCCAAAUCCGGCCGGACAUGCCUCGAGUCACGUCUACCAGGGGCGGCUGGUGAGCGAUUAAGCCUAGAGACUGAAGGCUCUGCUGGGUGACCUCAGAUCUGGGCCCUGCCUCUGGACGUCAGUUUCCCCUCUCUGCUCCGGGAGUCCGCGAGAGACCACCUCUGGCCGCCUCAGGGCCUCAAUUUCCCCCCAGGGUCCGCGAGGGCAGGGGGCAGCCGGUGGUGAGCAGGGGCGUUUGUUAUUUUGCUCCACGCCUGGGCGGAGCCACGCCCCUUGUCGCGCUAUUGGUGGAGUCCCUCCUGGGGGCGGGGUGAGAGGCGGUGGCCCCGCCCCUCACCCUGCCGUAUAAAAGUGGCGCCGACGCAAGGCGCCUGGCUGUUCUAGUCCAGUUGACGAGCGCGCCUGCGCGUUGAGGGCGAGUUUGCGUUCUGAGGCUGCAGCGUCGGCUCCGUGAGCUGCCGGGUCGCGGGUUCGAGGCCAGGUUCCGCGUGUCUUGGGUUCGCAGCCCGGACGCGAUGCUAUUCGACAAGGUGAAAGCGUUCUCGGUGCAGUUGGACGGCGCGACCACGGGCGCCGAGCCCGUGUUCAGCGGCGGACAGACCGUGGCAGGCCGGGUGCUGCUGGAGCUGGCGAGCGCCAUGCGUGUGGGUGCCCUGAGGCUGCGCGCGCGGGGCCGCGCCCACGUGCACUGGACCGAGUCGCGCAGCGCGGGCUCGAGCACGGCUUACACGCAGAGCUACAGCGAGCGCGUGGAGGUCGUGAGCCACCGCGCCACGCUUCUGGCGCCAGACACCGGAGAGACCACGACCCUGCCUCCCGGGCGCCAUGAGUUCCUGUUCAGCUUCCAGCUGCCCCCGACCCUGGUGACAUCCUUCGAGGGCAAACACGGCAGUGUCCGUUACUGUAUCAAGGCCACCCUGCACCGGCCCUGGAUCCCAGCACGCAGGGCAAGGAAGGUGUUCACUGUCAUCGAGCCGGUAGACAUCAACACGCCCGCGCUGCUGGCACCUCAAGCGGGGGCUCAGGAAAAGGUCGCCCGAUCCUGGUACCGUAACCGCGGCCUCGUCUCGCUUUCAGCCAAGAUCGACCGCAAGGGCUACACGCCAGGAGAGGUCAUCCCCGUCUUUGCCGAGAUCGACAACAGCUCCACGUGUCCUGUGCUGCCUCGGGCGGCCGUGGUGCAGACGCAGACGUUCAUGGCCCGAGGCGCCCGAAAGCAGAAACAGGCGGUGGUGGCCAGCCUCGCGGGCGAGCCGGUGGGCCCGGGGCAGCGGGCGCUGUGGCAGGGCCGGGCGCUGCAGAUACCGCCGGUGGGUCCUUCCAUCCUGCACUGCCGCGUUCUCCACGUGGACUACGCGCUCAAGGUCUGCGUGGACAUCCCCGGCACAUCCAAGCUACUGCUGGAGCUGCCACUGGUGAUCGGCACCAUCCCCUUGCACCCCUUCGGCAGCCGCUCCUCCAGCGUGGGCAGCCACGCCAGCUUCCUGCUGGACUGGGGUCUGGGGGCCUUGCCGGAGCGGCCUGAGGCUCCUCCUGAGUACUCGGAGGUGGUAGCCGACACUGAGGCGGCAGCCUUGGGGCAGAGCCCCUUCCCGCUCCCGCAGGACCCCGACGUGAGCCUGGAAGGCCCGUUCUUCGCCUACUUCCAAGAGUUCCGCUACCGCCCGCCACCCCUGUACUCCGAGGAGGAUCCAAACCCACCCUCGGAGGCCAUGAGGCCGCGCUGCACGACUUGCUGAACGGCACGGGGACACCUCAAGGAACGAGGGUGCACACUUGCUUUCAGCCACCGUGACUGCAGGGAGCGGCUGGACCAAGCACUGACCUUCCCAACUACAUCAAAGUUGGGGAAACCAAGUCUCGGAGUGAGGCGGGGCCUUUCCGAUGUCACAGGGAACAGAGGAAGAGCCAGGCUGGAAUCUGACUUAUCUGGACCGCUGCCCUUGCAAGGCACUGACUUCCCAGGGCAACAUCCGAGACACUGUUUAAUAACCUGUCUUCCCAGCCUGUGGGCAGCGCUGGAGCCCUCCAGGAACCUUCAGUCUGGAAUAUGCAGAGCCACAGACAGUUCCAACGUCAUGGAACCAGAAGAAGAGACCUGCAGCUGGGAGAGUCCAGACAGGAAGCAGAGAAGUCUUCCUUCCAGAGGGGGGAUUUUUAGCUGAGGCUUUGAAGUAUGAAUAGGAGCUCAGCAGGCAGACGAAUGAGGAAGAAAAGUCAGAGAAGGACAGAGCUGAAUGACGUUUGGAAUCUACUCCAUUUAUUGUAAAAUUGGGGGUUCAGAGGGCAAGGGCCUCUGAGUUGAGGCCACACAGUGAGGUCCAGUGGGUGAAAGGACCCAGGAAUGAGGCGUUCAGGAAAGAAAGCAGGUUGUCACACUCUGUGGGGUCUGUGGGUGGCAGGGGCAGCCGCUCCAGCCUUUGAAGACUUUGAAAGCCAGAGAUCCCUGGCGCAGGCUUGGAUUUCCUGGGAGUUCUUCCAAGUACCCAGGGGCAUCAGAGCUGCCUGAGUGUUACAUGGCCUCGGGGAACCCGGGUUCAGGGUAGGACAGGCAAGACCAGACACCUAACAUGCAAAAUGAAAACACUGGGCUCGCAGCUGAACAGUGAAGGAUUCGAGACGAGCAGCAUCACGCCAUGCCUGGGGACAGAGGUCAGCCGAAGGGGACACACAGGGACUGCUGUGCUUCCAGAAGCUCCGUGUCCUGGAGAAAAGCACUAAAAGGGGCAGCUGGACAAGCCCCCAGCUGUGGAGUCGCCGCUCUGGCUGGGGCAGGGCCCGGCCUGGGACUCAGCAUUUCUGAUACGCCUUAAGAAAUCAUUGUUUUGUACGAUUAUUUUUUAAAAGUAAACGUGUGGAGAAAAACCACUUCUUUCUUGG